Dendronephthya gigantea is the source of this 692-nucleotide messenger RNA. RefSeq names its product MORN repeat-containing protein 5-like. The coding region runs from base 68 to 613 and encodes 181 amino acids. The transcript is spliced from 6 exons. The record is from RefSeq and is a predicted model, not a curated record. NCBI's taxonomy places the organism in Eukaryota, Metazoa, Cnidaria, Anthozoa, Malacalcyonacea, Nephtheidae.
AAUAUGGCUGCCACGUUUGGAAGAUUAUUUUGAUUUAAGGCUAUUCUUUCCUACUUUUCUAAAUAAAAUGGAGUAUACAGGUAGCUCAUAUAGAGGUGAAUUACAGAAUGGGAGAAUGGAAGGUGAAGGUGAAUACACGCUUCCAGAAGCUCUGGGGUCAAAAUACGUUGGGGACAUGAAAGAUGGGAUGUUUCAUGGCUCUGGGACACUAUUAUUUGAUAAUGGUAGCAAAUACGUUGGGACAUGGGAAAAUGGCAUAGCAAUUGAGGGUCAAUUUACAUUUGCAGAUGGACUAAAAUAUGAGCCAACAGAUUGGAAAUACUGCGAUGGUUACGACAGAAGAUUUUAUACUGAAAUCUGUAAUGGUCUAAAACCUGCAGGUCGUUCUCAACUUACAAACGGUGUUCCCCCUCGCCAAAUUCCAGAGGGCUGUUACGAUUGUGGUGAUGGAUUUUAUAAUCCCGCUACACGAGUUGUAUUGGAUUAUCAGAAUAGAUUCUUACGUAAUGCAGAUGAUGAUGAACAUGCCUGGAUUGUAAAAACAUGUCGUAAAGGUUGGGAUGAAAAUAUUGGUUACACACCAAAUCCAAGCUUCAAGAAUCUCUCACAAUGACAUUUAUUUUUAUUCUGUUUGAAAACUGUAAAUAAAUUCAUAUUUAAAUAAACAAAUCAUAUAUGAAAAUGUGCUAUGG